Messenger RNA from Daldinia childiae, 711 nucleotides. RefSeq lists its product as uncharacterized. NCBI's taxonomy places the organism in Eukaryota, Fungi, Ascomycota, Sordariomycetes, Xylariales, Hypoxylaceae. Bases 1 to 711 code for a protein of 236 amino acids. The record is from RefSeq and is a predicted model, not a curated record. The transcript has 2 exons.
AUGGUCAGCCCUGUCGGGACCUUCUUCAUAGUCUUGGUUGUGUUGCUGAUCGUAGCCGCGGUCGGCUGGAUCGUCUUCACCCAGCUGCGCGCAAGGCGGUUAGGCCUUCCCGCCCCACCUCUCUCAUCCUACAUCCCCUUUGCGCAUUCCGAACCCUCGUCCUCGUACGGGCCACCGCAACCGGCGCCGAGUGGCAUUCGUACCUGGGUAAGCGACAAAUGGCGCGCGUUGCGCAGCAGUGGCAAUAGGUCCGCGAGCGGCGCGUACGAGCGCCCGUCCCGCCGCGGCUUCGGUCCCCUCGAUCCAGACGAGGCCUGGGACUCACGCGUUGGCCACGAGGCGGACGGGUACUACAAUUAUGGCUACGAAGAACAAGAACUUGGUCUUCGUGGACAGGGACAGCGCCAACAGCAGCAACAUGAGAAUGGCACCGGAUACAGCAACGUGAACCUGGCGGCCGACGAGCGAAGAGGACGUACGUUAAGCCGCGACCAAGGUGCGCCUAUUGGUGGUAACGGAAACGGAAAUCUGGGCGUUGCAGGUGGUCGCAAUCCGUUCGAUGACGACGCGGCGGAGCCUAGCAAUAUCAGCUUGAGGGGCGUGAGUCCCCGGCCAAUCGACACAAAUGUCGCGGCGACCAAGGCGAUUGCGGGGGCUAAGCACGAUAGCCCUACGUCGGAACGAAGAUCGAUAUUUAGGGAGGAAGUAUAA